AUGGUCGCCAGAACAGCGUCAAAGAAGCGCAAGGCGAUUACUCGCGAUGUGGAGGAGGAAGCCGGAGUUUUCUCUGGUGAUGAAUUGAGUGCAGGGAAUCUUGAUGGCACCCUUUCAGACAAUGCCAACGACCUUUCGGAAAGCGAAGACGAUGAUAGCGACGACUCCGAAGUCGAGCUGGUUGACGAAUUCAGCGAUGAUGAUGACGAAGAUGGGGAAGAAGAAUUGGAUAGUGAUGAAAUCCCAUCUGAUGAUGAUCUGAAAACCUUGCCAUCUACCGACGAGCCUAAUGUUCGCAUUGUCAAGGACGCCAAUGGAAACGACCGUUACUUGUACGACGAGAUCAACCCAGACGACAACUCAGAUUUCUCCGAAGCCGAAGAGAAUGCCAACACUAUCGGUGAAAUUCCUCUUACAUUCUACGAUCAAUAUCCUCAUAUCGGUUACGAUAUCAAUGGAAAGAAGAUCAUGCGCCCUGCCAAGGGUGAAGCGCUGGAUGCAUUGCUGGACAGCAUUGAGAUCCCCAAGGGCUGGACCGGUCUUACUGACCCUUCAACCGGCAAACCAUUGAACUUGAGCCAAAAGGAGUUGGAGCUGUUGAAGAAGGUGCAGAUGAACGAAAUCACCAGCGAGGGAUAUGACCAGUAUGAGCCACUCGUGGAAUACUUCUCUGGCCAACAAGAGAUUAUGCCCCUCAGUGCUGCUCCUGAACCCAAGCGCCGUUUCGUGCCUUCCAAACACGAGGCCAAGCGUGUGAUGAAGAUUGUGAAGGCCAUCCGUGAGGGUCGCAUUCUUCCUUAUAAGGCACCCGAGGAGCGCGAGGAGAAGGAUGACGAUCUCAUCAACUACGAUCUCUGGGCCGAUGAGGCUGAACGACCGGAUCACAUCAUGCAUAUCCCAGCACCAAAACUUCCACCCCCUGGCUACGAAGAAAGUUACCACCCACCGGCAGAGUAUCUGCCUGAUAAGAAGGAGCGCAAGGAGUGGGAGCAGACUGAUCCCGAGGACCGUGAGAAGGACUUCUUGCCUAACGAUUUCGGCUCUCUCCGCCGGGUACCUGGUUAUGAGAGCUAUGUUCAGGAGAAGUUUGAGCGUUGUCUGGACCUUUACCUUGCGCCCAGAGUGCGCCGCAGCAAGCUGAACAUCGACCCUGAAAGUUUACUUCCUAAGCUUCCCAGCCCUGAGGAGCUUAAGCCCUUCCCAACAACAUGUGCCACAGUAUUCCGUGGCCACAAGGGCCGCGUUCGCUCGCUCAAUGUCGACCCGACUGGAAUCUGGCUUGCAACUGGUGGUGAUGACGGUACUGUCCGCGUUUGGGAAAUCCUGACUGGUCGUCAGCUCUGGAGUGCCAAGGUUAGCGACGAGGAUGCCGUGAAUGUCGUCCGCUGGCGCCCUGGUAAGGAUGCUGUUAUUCUUGCCGCUGCCGCUGGAGACGACAUCUUCCUUGCAGUUCCCCAGAUUGCCGAUCCUGAAAUUGAGAAGGCCAGUCUGGACCUUCUUGACGCCGGCUGGGGUUACGCAGCAUCCGCCCCUGCCCCUGUCGGGGUUGAGGCAAACAAGAUCAACAAGCCCGUUUCAUGGAUUCGACCCUCAUCUGCUCUGGCUGAUGCAGGCAUCUGCGUUGUCAUUCCUCUCCGCUACGUACCCAAGUCUAUCUCCUGGCACCGCCGUGGUGACUACUUCGUUACUGUUUGCUCGGGUGCUUCUACCCCAGCAUCAGUGGCUAUCUCCAUUCACACCGUCUCCAAGCACCUCACCCAGUUCCCCUUCCGUCGCCGCCUCAAGGGUGGUGGUCCCCCACAGACAGCUCAUUUCCAUCCCUCAAAACCUAUUCUCUUCGUGGCGAACCAGCGUUCCAUCCGUGCUUACGACCUUUCGCGACAACUCCUGGUCAAGAUCUUGCAGCCCGGUGCCCGUUGGAUCUCUUCUUUCGAUAUCCACCCCACAUCUUCCACUGCUUCCGGUGGUGACAACAUCAUUGUCGGUUCUUAUGACCGUCGUCUGCUUUGGCAUGAUCUCGAUCUCUCGCAGCGCCCCUACAAGACUCUCCGUUACCACCGCAAGGCUAUUCGUGCUGUGAAGUUCCACCAGGGUGGCCGCUACCCCCUGUUCGCGGAUGCAAGUGAUGACGGCUCGUUGCAGAUUUUCCACGGCAGCGUCACCGGUGACAUGCUCAGCAAUGCUAGUAUCGUUCCUCUCAAGGUUCUCAAGGGCCACAAGGUUACUGGCGAGCUGGGUGUUUUGGAUAUUGAUUGGCAUCCUCGCGAAGCCUGGUGUGUUAGUGCUGGUGCUGAUGGAACAUGUCGCUUGUGGAUGUAA
Molecule: messenger RNA, 2319 nt
Organism: Penicillium angulare
Lineage: Eukaryota; Fungi; Ascomycota; Eurotiomycetes; Eurotiales; Aspergillaceae
Gene: erb1
Product: ribosome biogenesis protein ERB1
Exons: 1
Coding region: 1-2319 (772 amino acids)
Biological process (GO): ribosome biogenesis; maturation of LSU-rRNA from tricistronic rRNA transcript (SSU-rRNA, 5.8S rRNA, LSU-rRNA)
Cellular component (GO): PeBoW complex; preribosome, large subunit precursor
Molecular function (GO): ribonucleoprotein complex binding; protein binding
Source: RefSeq, a predicted model, not a curated record